AUGCCGCGAGAGUUUCGUUGUCAGUCGAUGAUCGUGUUCGGCGACAGUCUCUCUGAUGAUGGCGUGGAAGCCGUGGGCGAAUCACAUGGCUUCAUGCGAAACUCAAAUGGAAAAGUAUGGCCGGAAUAUUUGGAGCAAAUGUUGCAGUGUGAUAUGUACACCAACUUCGCAUACAGUGGCGCAAAGAGCGGCCGCGACAAUUUUUAUUUUGAAGGCUGGUCAGGUGUAAGAUGGCAGGUCGAAAAAUAUCUCGAAAGUAAUCUCUACAUUAGUGGAGAGCCGCUGAUAAUCUUUCAAACCGGAGGGGUCAUCGACUUCUUCUCAGGCGAAAAAGAUGCCACUAAUGUAGUGGCGAAUAUUGAAGCGAGUAUUGAGAACAUUACACAGGCGAUGAGCUCCGGCACACUUUUUGUGCUUAGCGUUCUUGACCUUGGCACGUCACCUGGAGUACGAGCAGCGGAAGACAGCAGUGAACUCCAACAACGACUUGGUGAAUUAGUGUCGGAAACCAAUAGGCACCUUGCACGAAUUGUAUUUGAUUCUGAGAAGGGAGCGCGUCGUCUCUAUCCGAAACUACGUAUUCGGUUGCUAGAUAUUAAUCCGCUUGUGUUGGAGGCAAUGAAUUCGCUGAACAUCACUGAACCAUUCACGUACCAUAACGUAGAUAUCGGACCACGCUCCGUGUACAGUUACGCGUACUACGACCUCUGGAAUCCUUCAACGAUCGUCCAUAACACACUUGCUGAAGAAAUUGUCAAGCAUUUGCAGAAUUUCUAA
Angiostrongylus costaricensis is the source of this 777-nucleotide messenger RNA. NCBI's taxonomy places the organism in Eukaryota, Metazoa, Nematoda, Chromadorea, Rhabditida, Metastrongylidae. The record is from the annotation of a GenBank genome assembly.